Molecule: messenger RNA, 1930 nt
Organism: Haliotis rufescens (red abalone)
Lineage: Eukaryota; Metazoa; Mollusca; Gastropoda; Lepetellida; Haliotidae
Product: tricarboxylate transport protein, mitochondrial-like
Exons: 7
Coding region: 120-1073 (317 amino acids)
Biological process (GO): mitochondrial citrate transmembrane transport
Source: RefSeq, a predicted model, not a curated record
ACUAGGUCACAGAAUUUCCCACGUGUAGAGGGCGUUGAAUGCUAGCGUGAUUAUCGGACGAGCAACUGGUGACGCGCUAGUGUUAUUACUGAUGCAGCCACAACUGAGUUGACAGCGCUAUGGACAGGGGAACGCAGGGGCUUGUGUCCCCCUUCUACGGGAGAGAUGGGAGUAAAAUGGCAGCCGCACCGAGAAGCGGUGCCAAGACACUAAAGGGAAUUUUAGCAGGUGGCAUUACUGGAGGACUUGAGAUCUGCAUUACAUUCCCCACAGAGUAUGUGAAAACCCAGCUUCAGCUGGACGAAAGGACUGGUGCUGUGAAACGUUACAAGGGACCAGUAGAUUGUGUGAAAGUGACAGUGAAAGAACAUGGAGUCCGUGGCUUAUAUAGAGGACUCAGUGUCCUCUUGUAUGGUUCCAUUCCAAAAUCUGCUGUCAGAUUUGGUACUUUUGAAGAAUUUAAGAAACGUUUAGCAGACGAGAGGGGGGUGUUACUACCCCAGCACAGGCUGCUCUGUGGCUUGGGCGCGGGAGUAUGCGAAGCUAUACUGGCGGUGACGCCAAUGGAAACUCUCAAAGUUAAAUUCAUCAACGACCAAACUUCUCACAAGCCUCAAUAUCGUGGUUUCGUCCAUGGCGUCAGGUGUAUUAUCAAGGACCAAGGUAUCCGUGGCACAUAUCAGGGCUUGACGCCCACCAUCAUCAAACAGGGGAGCAACCAGGCCAUCCGCUUCUUCGUCAUGGAGACCAUGAAGGACAUGUACCGGGGGGAGGACAAGAAGAAGCAUGUCCCCACGUUACUGGUCGGACUGUUUGGCGCCAUCGCUGGGGCAGCGUCUGUGUUCGGGAACACGCCCAUAGAUGUCAUUAAAACAAGAAUGCAGGGUCUGGAUGCGGCCAAGUACAAAAACACCCUCCACUGCGCCACACAGAUAUUUAAACACGAGGGUCCAAGAGCAUUUUACAAGGGCACAGUUCCUCGGUUAAGUCGAGUGUGCCUGGAUGUCGCCAUCACCUUCAUGAUCUACGACAACUUCAUGGCCCUAUUCAAUAAGAUAUGGGUGACUGACUGAAACUACUUUCUUCACAACUACUAGAGGGAAGAUAUAGAUUAUACAGACCCCAGAUGAUAAUUUAGAUAAAUAUGACAGUAGUGGGAGAUAGAGUAUAUAUGUGAUGAGUUUGGUCAGUGUGAGCUAGAUAUAUUUUCAUGAUAUAUUAGGUUCAUUUCUGAAUCUAGGUAUGGAUGUAGUUUUAGAAAGAUUUAGUUGAGGCACAUGUUAGAGGCCAUCACUUUUACAACUCAGAGGAUUGUAUUUUCGUGUUCUGGAGAUGACUUUUGCUUGAUACUUUGAUUUUUCUAAGCAGCAAAAUUGAAUUAUCAUGACCAUCAGAUAUGAUGUCAGAAAACUAUUACAUGAUAUAAGGGAGAUAACUCAUGGAAUCUGCUGAUAAGAUCCUUCAAUACUGUCUCUUUCUCAGCUGUCUGUGAAUCCUGUGAUAUAUAUACACAUAGUUCAUUUGCUGACUAAGAUUUACAAUCCUAUUUAUUCUCUAUAUUCACCCUGUUAUCAGUGUAUUUCAUUUUUUAGGGGGCCUGGUAGCCCAGUGGUCUAAGGUGCUAAAAUAUGCUGUACAGAGUUGCAUCCCUUAGUCAUACAAGUAUCCGCUUAUCGUUGGUUCAAAUCCCAGAUUCCUCAUGUGACUGGUUGUCAGCACCAAAGUGGUACAAUCUAUUCAGAUCAGAUCUUUUACUCUGAUAUGAUACCGCUCUCUGUGUGACAUGUGAACAUCCGGGUCAGGAUAGGUCUUAAGCAACCCAUGCUUGCCCUGAGAGGUGACUAUGCUUGCCGUAAGACACCACUGAUGGGAUCGGGUGGUCAGGCUCGCUGACUUGGUUGAUACAUGUCAUCGUAUCCCAAUUGCGUGG